Molecule: messenger RNA, 870 nt
Organism: Fibroporia radiculosa
Lineage: Eukaryota; Fungi; Basidiomycota; Agaricomycetes; Polyporales; Fibroporiaceae
Exons: 5
Coding region: 1-870 (289 amino acids)
Source: RefSeq, a predicted model, not a curated record
AUGUAUGCACAACUCCUCGCCGUCCUUGCAGCGGGUGCCUGUGCUAUCCUUGCGGCGCCUGUCCCCAAUCCAGACACGUCUAUUCUCCAGUUUGCGCUCGUGCUUGAGUUACUCGAGUCUUCCUUCUACCAUGGUGGACUGCAGAAGUUCGAUGUGGCCGCCUUCACAGAUGCCGGAUUCCCCUCGUGGGUCAGGGGCCGCUACGAACAAAUCAUGCAACACGAGGAUACCCACGUCAGUUUUCUGCAAGAUGCGCUCGGUUCACAGGCUCCUCAAUCUUGCGUGUACGACUUUCCAUACACAGAUGUCACGUCGUGGAUCAAGUUGUCCAUGGCUUUAGAGGGGGUUGGCGGAUCUGCCUACCUUGGAGCCUUAUCUCUCCUGCAAGACAACACUACCAUUACAGCCGCUGCGUCUAUCCUGUCGAUCGAACAACGCCAUAAUGGAUGGAUUUCCUCCGCCGUUCUCAAAGAGCAACCGUGGGAUGGUGCGUUCGAGACACCGCUGUCUGUGCCGGAAGUGUUUUCGAUUGCAUCGCAAUUCAUCAAGUCCUGCCCCUCAUCGAACCCGCCUGCUCCGAUCGGGCCACUCCCUAUCCUUACACUUCCCGCCUCGGUCGAGCCUGGUUCGAAGAUACAGCUGAACUUCACCAACCCGAGUCCCGGUACUCAGUUAUUUGUGGGCUGGUACAAUGGAUUACAGUCUUUCUUCUCGACUAUCGACAGCGACCUCUCUACAGUCGUUCCAAACGGUCUCAACGGAACCGCUUACGCCGGCGUUGUUGCGAACGACACAUUGCCGCGUAGCAACAACCCGAUGGUGACGGCCCUUGCCGUCGCUCAAUUCCCAUUCAAUUCGAUGGCAAUGUAG